Messenger RNA from Vigna umbellata (rice bean), 1476 nucleotides. The record is from RefSeq and is a predicted model, not a curated record. Lineage: Eukaryota; Viridiplantae; Streptophyta; Magnoliopsida; Fabales; Fabaceae.
UAGGUGAAUUAACAAGAUUCAAAGCAAAUUAAGCAGAGAGGAAAGAUAAUAGGGGUGAGGCUAUCCUAUAAGAACCAAAAUCGCAACCUCUUUAUUCAAUCCAUAUUUUUCUUUCUUCCUACUCUUCUCUCCACAGUUUAAGUUUUCUUGCCAUUUGUAUCUACAAAAGUUAUCACAGCAUAGCAUGGAUGGUAUUGGAGAAAAAGCAUUUCAGCUUCUCUAAUGGUCCCUCCCUAGUACAAGGCACUUCUUCACAACACAACUUUUCCGAAGAAAACAAAACCUAGGAGAGCGCUUGUGGUCUCUCUAUGUAUGUGAGACCCAAACGUGGAGUUGCUUCUCUUGUUCUCUUUUUUCAAUUGCUCUGCUCUGCAUGAAACAGAGUACCCUGUUGGAUUGUUUUUUGCAAUGAGGUAUAUUCGGAGCAACAGCUUCAAGAGGUUCUUCUCCUUUGGAAGACGUAGUUCAAGGGAGCAAGUUCUGAGUCCUAAUGGUGGAGAAAGUCACGAGACUCUUCCGUCUAAAGAAGAGCCUUCUGGAAGACCCUCUUGGAAGUGCUUCUCUUAUGAUGACUUGUUUGAUGCCACAAAUGGCUUCAGCUCAGAAAAUUUGGUUGGAAAGGGAGGGUAUGCGGAAGUGUACAAGGGGACAAUGAAUGGGGGAGAAGAAAUUGCUGUGAAGAGACUCACAAGAACUUCGAGGGACGAGAGAAAGGAGAAAGAGUUUUUGACAGAGAUUGGUACAAUUGGUCAUGUGAACCAUUCCAAUGUGUUGCCUCUUCUGGGGUGUUGUAUUGACAAUGGCCUUUACCUUGUUUUUGAGUUAUCUUCUAGAGGUUCUGUUGCAUCCCUUCUUCACGAUGAAAAGUUGCCCCCUUUAGAUUGGAAAACGAGGCACAAGAUAGCCAUUGGAACUGCUCGCGGCCUCCACUACUUGCAUAAGGGCUGCAAAAGGAGGAUAAUCCACCGGGACAUUAAGGCAUCAAACAUUUUGUUAACAAAGGAUUUUGAGCCACAGAUAUCUGAUUUUGGACUAGCAAAAUGGCUUCCAUCUCAGUGGACUCAUCAUUCCAUUGCCCCAAUAGAAGGGACAUUUGGACAUUUGGCCCCAGAGUACUACUUGCAUGGAGUUGUGGAUGAGAAGACAGAUGUGUUUGCCUUUGGUGUGUUCUUGCUGGAAGUAAUCUCUGGCAGAAAACCAGUGGAUGGGUCACACCAAAGCUUACACAGCUGGGCCAAACCAAUUUUGAACAAGGGUGGGAUUGAAGAGUUGGUAGAUCCAAGGCUUGAAGGGGCUUAUGAUGUUACACAGUUAAAAAGAUUUUCCUUUGCUGCAUCUCUCUGCAUUCGAGCUUCUUCGACUUGGCGACCCACCAUGACUGAGGUACCUUACACUUCUUUCUUCACUUCUUUCUUUCCCUUCUUUUACCACAAUAAUACACACAUUAACAAAUCAUUAAUAAAACAACUUACUGCU